AUGGCCUCUCUGUUGCGGCAGAUCGUCGCAGGCCCUAGAGCCAAACACGCCGAGACGGGUUUGGACCUCUGCUACGUGACUGACGACAUCAUUGUAACAUCUGGGCCGAGCCAGACAUAUCCCCAACGAGCCUACCGCAACCCCCUCGACCGCCUCGUCGCCUUUCUCGAUGCCAAACAUCCAGACAACUGGGCAAUAUGGGAGUUCCGCGCCGAAGGGACGGGAUACCCUGAUGAGGCAGUCUACGGUCGAAUCCGUCACUACCCCUGGCCUGAUCACCAUCCGCCGCCGUUCAGGAUGGUGCCAAUGAUCAUGGCGAGUAUGAGGAGCUGGUUGCACGAGGAGGAUCUUGCAUCAUCUGAUACCAAGCAGGGUGGAAAGGAUGACAAGGGCAAAGAGGUGGGGAAAAGCACUGGCAAAGGCAAAAGGGUCGUUGUCGUGCACUGCAAAGCCGGCAAGGGGAGGUCGGGCAGCAUGACCUGCUCGUACCUGAUAUCCGAGUGCGGCUGGAAGGCAGAGGACGCACUGGCGCGCUUCACCGAGAGACGAAUGCGGCCAACAUUUGGCGCCGGCGUGUCGAUACCGUCCCAGCUCCGGUGGAUCAGCUAUGCUGACCGGUGGACAAAGGGCGGCAAGAAGUACGUCGACAGGGAGGUCGAGAUUCUGGAAGUACAUGUCUGGGGUCUUCGCCAUGGAGUCAAGGUUAAUGUCGAAGGCUUCGCGGACGAAGGCAAGAAGAUCAAGGUGCUGCACACGUUCAAGAAAGAGGAGCGCUUUGUGGUACAGGGCGACGCCCCGGGUGGAGGCGGAAUGAUGGACCUUUUGGGAGAUGCGUUCAGUCCUGUCAACGAGGACGACGAGAAGAUCUACGAAGAGGCUGACUACAACGAGAUCGUCGGAGGCGAUGGCGAUAAGAAGGGCACCGACUCUGCUAGCAGCAACAACGCCAGCAAGGAUUCCUCGCCGUCGCGAAGCAAAUCUAAGAAAGGCUCACGGAAAAGUCAGCUGCUCUCCGGCAGUCCCGCUCGCAACUCCAGCGUGAAGAAGAUAAGCGCCAAUGCUAAGAGCAAGACCAUCAAUCCUGCUGACUUUGCCAACGCUUCAGGCACUUCCUCUCCUUCCGGCUCCAGCCUUAACGUCCCCAACAACAACGCAUCACAGCCAUCUCUGUCUCACGCAGCCACAUUUGCCGAUACCAACGAGCCCGGAGGCAUGGCUGUCAUUUUCAAGCCCACGUCCCCGGUCCGCAUCUCCAACUCGGACGUGAACAUCUCUCUCGAGCGGCGUAACCGCGCCCCCGCGUCGCUGGGGCUGACGAUGGUCACGGCGGUGGCGCACGUGUGGUUCAACGUCUUCUUCGAGGGCGGCGGGCCAGAAAAGGACGGCCGGGCCGACGAGUCGGGCGUGUUUGCUAUAGACUGGGACAAGAUGGACGGCAUCAAGGGCUCGAGCCGGAAGGGCACCAGGGCAGCGGACCGCAUCAGUGUGGUCUGGAGGGUCGUCGGCACCAGUGGGCCCCUUCUGGAAGUCAAGGAGCCAGGCGAGGGAAGCCCUGUGCCGGAGAUGAGGCCUGCAGACUGGAAGGGCGCGCAAGGCGAAGACCCUGGUGCGGACCGGAAACUGGGUUUGAGGGCCGAGACCUCGGCGAGUGCGUCUGUUAGUAAGGCCAGCAGUGUGAAGAGCACGGAGGGUGAAGGCAGCAAGGGAACCGCUGGGAAUGGCAAGGAUAGUGACGAGGAGUCGCUGAGUGCUGUGAAGAGUAGUGAUCCAUCAGGCCAAGAGCUGAAGGACAGCGACUCGGCGAAGCUGCCCCCAACCCAGGCGAAGCCUCAGGAGAGCUCUGGCAACGCUUCCAGUGCAGAAGAGCUUUCGGAGCACGAAAAGAAGGUAGAGGCAACGAGAGGUCGCACGGCCAACCCUGACGAGGCCAGUGGGGCAUCAGCGUCGGAGGAGCAGCUGCUUGAGGCUGCAUAUGCGCCUGUCCGGGAAGCCAGGGCCGGCAAGGCCAGUGAGUCUGCCAUCCUGCAGAAGCAGGCUGAGGAGGAGGCUUCAAGCGCUAAUCCGCCUGAACAGCACCAGGAGAAAGAAGGUGACGACGACAACGGCCACGAUGGUGGUGAGCGCAAGCUCGGCUUCUUCAGGGCAGGGAAGAAGCUGUUACCACUGCACCCGAAGAAAGCUGACAAGGAUGGUCAGGACCCUAGGCUAAUGAACCAGCAGCAUUAUGCGUAUACGCGGACGGAGUCUUGUACGAGCAACAGCGUGCUUAACAUAAACGUACGCGUCACCUCUGUAGGCAUCUCCGACGAUAGCAGCGUUGGAGUCGUCCAGCUGCUCGACCAUUGGCCUUCGUCCUCGAGACGAGACCCCAAAGACCUGACGACGACGACCAUGUUCCUCCACCAGCUUCUUCCGGCUCUGCAAGAGCGCCUGGCCACGCACCCUAUCCAGACGACCUUGGCCGCGUUCAUCCUCACACUCAUCUCCUACGUCGUAAUUAAUGAGGUUGUCCGCUACCAGGCUCGUGUCCCUGGGAUGGCGGGCCCCCCCGGGCUGCCGCUCAUCGGAAAUUUAUGGUCGAUCCGCUCUAAUGCCUCGGCACAGUACCGCGAGUGGUCCCGGAAGUACGGCGAUGUGUACCAGGUGCAGAUGGGGAAUGUGCCUGUAGUAGUUGUCAACAGUGCCAAGGCGACCAAGUACCUGUGGGUGGGACAGAGCCAGGCGCUGAGCUCGAGGCCUGUCACUUAUACGUUUCACAAGGUGGCAUCCAGCACUGCCGGCCUGACUAUCGGCACAUCGCCUUAUGAUGACUCCCUCAAACGCCGCAAGAAGGGCGUCGCUGUGGCAGUCAACAGGCCCGCCAUCGCCAGCUACGUGCCAUACCUGGACAUCGAGUCGCGGACCUUUGUGCGAGACCUGCUCGAGUACGGGAAGGCCGGCUCGAAACCCAUUGACCCCUUGCCCUUCAUUCAACGGCUAUCCCUAAGCCUCGCGGUGACCAUCAACUGGGGCGUGCGCAUUCCCAGCGUCGAGGACCCGAUGUUCAGCGAGAUCGUCGCGGUAGAGGAGGAGCUGAACCGCUUCCGCAGCACGACGGGCAACCUGCAGGACUACAUCCCGCUGCUGCGGCUCAACCCGAUCAACGCGACGAGCGCCAAGGCGCGCGAGAUGCGCGACCGGCGCGACGCGUACCUGCACCGCUUCAACAGCGACCUCAAGGCCAAGGUCGACAAGGGCACCAACAAGCCCUGCAUCCAGGCCAACGUCAUCAAGUACAAGGAGGCCGCCCUCACCGAGGUCGAGCUCACCUCCAUCAGCCUCAGCAUGCUCGGCGGCGGCUUCGAGACCGUCAGCACCACCGUCCAGUGGAGCAUGGGCUACUUUGCGCAGCACCCGGAGAUCCAGGACAGGGCCUUUGCGGCCAUCAGGGACUUCCAGGGCCUCGCGGGCGAGAAGGGCGAGGAUGUUGACCCGCUGCCUGAUGCGGCGGACGAGCAGAAGUGUGCGUAUAUCAAUGCGCUGUCGCGGGAGGCGCUGCGAUAUUUCACUGUUAUCCCGCUUAACUUGCCGCGGGAGAGCAUUCGGGAUGUCGAGUAUGAGGGCAUGAGGAUACCGAAGGGAACAACGGUUUAUAUGAACGCUUGGGCAUGUAACUACGACAACGACCUCUGGGAAGACCCAGACGUUUUUCGGCCAGAACGCUGGCUCGAGAAGCCCGACGCGCCGCUCUUCACCUUCGGCCUGGGCUAUCGGAUGUGUGCAGGCCACCUCCUGGCUGCGAGAGAGGUAUACCUGAUCUUCAUGCGGCUGCUGGCCAGCUUCCGGCUCGAACAGCCGCCCGGCGUGGCCGCCGCGGAAGUUGACCCAGCCCGCGGGUUUAAGAACCCGCGGGACCUGAUCAUGGCGCCGCACAAUUACGAGGUUCUCUGUGUGCCGAGGAAUGAGGCGAGACUUGAGAAAUUGCUGGCGGAGGCUGAGGCGCAGGUUGGGGAGAAGGAGUGA
Molecule: messenger RNA, 4002 nt
Organism: Diaporthe amygdali
Lineage: Eukaryota; Fungi; Ascomycota; Sordariomycetes; Diaporthales; Diaporthaceae
Product: phosphoinositide 3-phosphate phosphatase
Exons: 7
Coding region: 1-4002 (1333 amino acids)
Biological process (GO): dephosphorylation
Molecular function (GO): protein tyrosine/serine/threonine phosphatase activity; iron ion binding; monooxygenase activity
Source: RefSeq, a predicted model, not a curated record